UUUCUCUUCUUCUUCUUCUUUCGCUCUUCCCUGCCCAGCUCACGUCUCCCUUAUUUCCUGAUUUUUUUUCAACUGCGAUAUCAGACAAAUUUCCGCUAUCGUCAGCUAAAGCUUUAGCGUUAACUCUAUCCAAAACCCUUGGAAAUUUUAUAUUGACUACGAUUUUCAUCCACCGUUUUCUCCCCACGCUAAUUUUAUAUCUGUGUUUGUUAUAGAGGGAGCUGAAUUUUUGGUUUGUUUUUUGGUCCUUGCCCGUUCUGGAUGGCUGCGAGUGCGAACACGGCGGCCGGAAAUGGUAAUAAUGGCAGUAAUGGCCAGGAAGCGGCGAAUACUGCGAAUGGUUCCACCGCCAACGGCCUCUCUGUCUCGGAUAACUCGGUGGUUGGGCCCACCAACGCGGCGCUUCGACACAACCCCGGCCUCUCCGUCGAAUGGGCCUCCGAAGAGCAGUCUCUCUUGGAGGAAUUGCUCAAAGAAUAUGCUUCUGAAAGUAAUUUAGUUCGGUAUGCAAAAAUAGCUAUGCAGUUGAAUGACAAAACUGUUCGGGAUGUUGCCCUAAGAUGUAGAUGGAUGACAAAAAAGGAAAAUGGCAAGCGGAGAAAAGAAGAUCAAAAUUCAUCAAAGAAAAGUAAAGACAAAAAGGAAAAAGUUACUGACUCUAUGCCAAAGUCUACACAUGUUUCAAAUCGUACUAAUGGCCAUCCUUAUGGUCAAUCUGUGAUGUCCAUGGACAAUGAUGAUGGCAUCUCUUACAAAGAUAUUGGUGGUACCACUGGGCAACUUCUUGAGCAAAAUGCCCAGUCCUUGGAUCAAAUUUCUGCAAAUGCUGCUGCCUUCAAGAUACAUGAGAAUAUUGGGCUUUUCUGCCAAGUUCGAAAUAAUAUCCUCACAAUCUUACAUGAUAGCUUGAACGAUUCACCGGAAAUAAUGAAGCAGAUGCCACCGCUCCCUGUGAAGUUGAAUGAAGAGCUUGCCAACUCUAUCCUUCCUCUACCUUCCAUGCCAAAACCAUCUUGAGAUCCUGGCCUGGGUUGCCAUUGCUGUGCUGACUCCUCUUGUUAAGACCCUUUUGAUUAAUAUCUAGAUAGAAAAAAUAAAGUGGCUGGCUAUUCUGGUCGAGCUGUUCCUCAGUUAGUUAUAAACUUGCAGUGGAAUAUUUAUUCAUUUUUAGGCAAUGCAAUGCAGCAGCAGUAAUUUGGUUUCCUUGUUUGGGUAUGUUUAGGAUUAGUUAAAUGUAGAAUGUGAAUACAGUUAGUGUUGUUAUAGCAUAGGAAGGAAGUAGUGGAUACUGUAAAUUGUUGAAGGAGAAAAUCUCAUUCUAUAUUUGCUUCUUUGAUCUGUAAUUUCUAUCAGACUCCAACCUUGUUUUGUUUAUCACUCAUCAAUGUUAGUCUCUCGUUACAGAUU
Ipomoea triloba (trilobed morning glory) is the source of this 1407-nucleotide messenger RNA. RefSeq lists its product as uncharacterized. The record is from RefSeq and is a predicted model, not a curated record. The transcript has 7 exons. Bases 262 to 1017 code for a protein of 251 amino acids. Lineage: Eukaryota; Viridiplantae; Streptophyta; Magnoliopsida; Solanales; Convolvulaceae.